GAAGCGCCAAACAUGACCCCGGAAGCGGCUCCUUGGGAUAAGAUGGCGGGCCGCUGGGAUGCUCCAGAGCUGCCGGAUUUCGACGUCUUGAAAAGAAUCGCCAGGGAUCAACUCAUUUACUUACUGGAGCAGUUACCAGGAAAGAAGGAUUUGUUUAUUGAAGCUGAUUUGAUGAGCCCUCUGGACCGCAUUGCAAAUGUCUCCAUCCUGAAGCAACAUGACGUAGAGAAAUUGUACAAAUUGGAGAAUAAAAUGGUUCAGGGAGUGAGUGAACAACUGUGUUUCCUGGUCCGACCCCGGAUAGCCAGUGUGAAGCAUGUUGCAGAAAUCGUCAAUGCAGACAAAGCUGGUGGCAGGCUGCGUAAAUACAAAAUCAUAUUCACUCCUCAAAAGUUCUUUAUGUGUGAGACUGUGCUUGAGGAAGAGGGAAUCUUCGGAGAUGUAACCUUUGAUGAGUGGACGUUUUACCUGUUGCCUUUGGAUGAUGACAUCAUCAGCAUGGAGUUGCCUGAGUUUUUCCGUGACUAUUUUUUGGAGGGUGACCACCGAUGGAUCUGUACGGUGGCAAAGGCUCUACAUGUGUUGUACUCCCUGUUUGGACCUUUCAUAAAGACUUACGGAAUUGGCAGAUGUGCAAAGAUGACCUACGAGCUGUGGAAGGAGAUGGUGGAGGAUUCAGAGAAUGAAAUUAAACCACGUCAGGCUGGGAUUGGUCGAGUUUUCUUUCUUGACAGAGAUGUGGAUUAUGUGACUCCUAUGUGUUCUCAAGUUGUGUAUGAAGGACUUGUGGAUGAUGUGUUCAGAAUAAAAUGUGGAAGUGUGGACUUUGGCUCAGAAGUAACUUCGUCGAAUAAAAGUGUCAAAGUGUUGCUGAACUCUCAGGAUAAGGUUUUCAAAGAGAUUCGAAAUGAGCAUUUCUCCAAUGUAUUCAGUUUCUUAAGUCAAAAAGCAAGAAGGCUUCAGACACAAUAUGAUAAACGCCAAGGGAUGGACAUUAAACAGAUGAAGGAUUUUGUAUCUCAGGAAUUAAAGAGCUUAAAGCAGGAGCAUCGACUACUAAGUCUUCAUAUUGGGGCAUGUGAGUCAAUUAUGAAGAAGAAAACUAAACAAGACUUUCAGGAGCUGCUGAAGUCUGAACAUGCACUAUUGGAGGGAUUUGAGAUCCGAGAGAGCACCAGUUGUGUGGAGGAGCACAUUAACCGGCAGAUUUCACCACUUGAGAGUCUUCGACUAAUGUGUCUCCUUUCACUGACAGAAAAUGGAUUGAUUUCUAAGGAUUACCGUUCAUUGAAAACUCAGUAUCUGCAGAGUUAUGGUUAUGACCACAUCCUUACGUUUGCCAACCUGAAACAAAUUGGACUGCUAACAGAACAACAGCCUGGAGAGACACUGACUGCAGUAGAGAGCACCAUGGGGAAGCUUGUGACAGACAAAGCAGUUGGGAAAUUGACCGAUGCCUUUUCAUCUCUGGCCAGGAAAAGCCAUUUCAGGGCUUUGAGCAAACGACUGAAUCUGAUCCCCCGCACUGAAGAAGAGUAUGAUUUGAAGGUGCCGCGGGACAUGGCCUAUGUAUUCAGUGGUGCAUACAUUCCAUUAAGCUGUAAGAUUAUAGAACAGGUACUAGAGCGUGGCAGCUGGGCAGGAAUGGAGGAGGUGUCACGGUUACUAAACAACAAUGAGUUUAUUACUAUAGAAAGGUCCUUGGAUGCAGGGUAUUCUUGCAGUGCGCAACGUAUUAUUCUUGUGGUGUUUCUUGGAGGCUGCACGUUUUCAGAAAUUGCAGCGCUAAGGUUCCUGGGCAAAGAGAAAGGAUACAAGUUUGUUUUUGUUACCACAGCGAUCACAAACAGUUUUCGGAUGCUGGAAUCGCUGUUAGAAUCGUAAAAAUGAAGCAGUAUCAUCAAUAUCAGAGCCACAGAGAGAUGGAGCAAAAUUAAAUCGAGCAGAAAAGCCAAAAGAAGAACUUGCGUCGACCUUGCUGUAAAUUAACUAUCUGGAGUCUAAUGGUGAUAAGCAAGGAGUCACCAACAUCUAAUGAAAAUAUGGGCACAUUCUGAGAUUUAAACCUUUGCAUGUGGCCAAGGUUUUUUGAGGUACUGAGCCUAUAAAAAUGGCUGUACGCAAAAAAGGAACUGCGUCUAUCAAAAUCCAUCUCAUGACUGCUUAGGCAGAGGAACUUGAUUGUGGGGAUAACUUUCAUUUGGGGAGGGACAGAAUGAAUUCUAGCUUAAGAGGCAAAUGUAAAGAAUAUACAACACAUUUGCCUCAGCAAGAGCUGAAUUCACGUUGUAUUGAACCCGUUUUCAGAAGAAAGUUUUUUGAGUUUGUAGAUUAGAGAGGAAGAACUUAGUUUUAUGCAGCACUUUUCGUGUACCUGAAGCACUAUUUUUUUCAGGUGAUUACCUACUUUCAAACAUUAUCACUUGCUGCUUAGGCAGAUGUGGCAAUUAGUUUGUUGUGUAGCAAGCUCCCACAAAAAGUAAUGAGAUCAUGACAAAAUCAUCUGGCCUGAUAUUGGGAAUUCAACAUUAGAUUCACUUGUCCCCAUGUCUAGUUCCUCAGAUGGCCAAAAGUGUAAGAGGAUGUUCAUUGGACUUUCAUUCAGACACCACCAGUUUGAGUAGAAUGUACUCGGAGAACCAGAAUUAUUCUGAAGGAAUUGUUAAAUAUUAAAAUAGAAGAGUGAGGGUCUCAAGAGAAACAGAAGCUAGAUUAAUAAAAGUGGAAAUGUCCAACCGAUGCAUCUGAAGAACAAAAAAGUAGGCUAAUAUUUUGCACUGAAUGUGUGACAAAGGAUCUCAAAUGAAACAUUCAGCCUUUUCUUUUGAAAUUGGAUAUGAGGUUUGAAAUGUCAUAAUUGUGAAGAAAUGUUAUUGUUUCUGCACAGAAGGAAAGCUGUGGUUUUGUGAAUUGUGGAGAGUUAGUUUUAAUGUAGUUUUAUUAUAUGCCAAAGAUUCCUGAUCUGUCGGGCUGGAAGUAUUCUGCCCUGUAAAUACCAGUGAUUUGUGUUUGGUAUUUGAGGGAAUGCAACUGAAGUAUAUUUUAGAUCCUGAACUUUAUUCUCUACUGAUUCAAAAGCACUAAUUCCUGUGUUCUGACUUGUUCCUUGAUCUGUUGAUGUGGGGGUCUCUUACACGUAACAUCAAGUAUGAGCAUUUGAGGGGUGUAAAUGAAAAGAAUUACAGCAAAACCUAAUAAACGCCUGUCUGCACUGACAUAUUUUACAGUAGGAUUAAUGAGACACGUAUCAGCAGCAGACAGUCUGACUUUUUCUUUUCCUUUCCUGUGUCCUAGGGUGUUUGACAUCAAUGAGAAUCCCCUCAGGUAAUGUUCUGACUGUAAUCAGAUUACUCAAUCUGAACAUGGAAGCUGGCUGAUUGUGUUGCAGAAAACCACAAAGGGAGAGGUUACUUGUUCCAUCUCACUGGUACUCUUCAAUUGAAGCAUUUCCCUUUAGUUUAAUUUUCCUGCCCCUUCCUUGUACAGUGUAUAUUUUUAUGUUCCUCCAUUUACAAGUUUUAUGCAAUUUAAUUGUAACGUGGUAUAAUGUUGCUACUUUAGUAGUUAAUGUCAGAAAGCCUUUUUGAUUUGGACUGUUGCAGUUCAUGGUAAGAUCUUUAAGUAAUGCUAACAUUUGUUACUAGUAAUAUAUGAAAGCUUUGGUUAUUGAGGAUGUGAAAUCUCACCUGUACCGUUAGCCUUAGAAUUGUGAAGCUGUGUUGUGCAUUGAACUGUGUUUGUCUA
This is a messenger RNA of Stegostoma tigrinum, 3744 nucleotides long. RefSeq names its product VPS33B late endosome and lysosome associated (gene vps33b). The coding region runs from base 13 to 1884 and encodes 623 amino acids. Gene Ontology annotation, biological process: vesicle-mediated transport; intracellular protein transport. The record is from RefSeq and is a predicted model, not a curated record. Gene Ontology annotation, cellular component: lysosome; CORVET complex. The transcript is spliced from 23 exons. Lineage: Eukaryota; Metazoa; Chordata; Chondrichthyes; Orectolobiformes; Stegostomatidae.